AAGUGGCGUUUAUUUCUCGUUGGUUUUGAUUGGGUCACAUGGAUUAGCAAAGGCGGGUCUUGAUUAAGCGGGUUUAGGGCGCCACCUGAAGUUCAAGCUCAUAAAUGAAUGAACGUUGUUUCGUCUUUUGAGCUUGUAAGAGAAAGAACAAAACUUGUUUAUGUAAUCAUGUCGAACAGCACUCGAAGUUUUCCCGAAAUCUCUUAUGUUAUCGGCCGAUGUGACUCGACACAGACUAGUUCAAUUGCAGAUCAGCUAAGAGCAGUGAAGGACGGAGAAGCCUGUACUCUAAUAGACUUUAGGAAUUGCAGUGUUCUACAAUGCAUGACAUGCAACACAGUGCUUGGAGACUCUCUCGGCAUCUGUGGGGAAGUCCCGAGCCUCCAGAGUAUCAUUUGUUUGACACCAAAGACCAAACACGUGGAUGACUGUUGUGAUGAUAACCACUGCAUAUUAAUCUUUCCCUCUGAAGAAGUUACUGAGGAUGUGAGGGUACACAAAAAGUUGGAGAUGAGUUUGAUUGGUAAACUGGCUUUCUCCACCCACCAAGUCCUUGACUGUGCUGGUUGCCAUAGUGCCAUUGGCCUUGUUCUUCACUCCACCCCAGAGCACCUGUCUGCUUUACAAAACCUCUUCCUUUUACGAAAAGAGCUCAUAAACUGCUACAUGCUAAGAAGUGGUGCAUGUGUUAAAGCCUCCAAAAUCAACUUCAAACACAGACUAAUGGACAAAAAUAUUAAAGAGCUGGAGCAGGAUUUAGAAGCUCAGCUGAAGCAGGUGAAGAUUCUGGAAGGAAUGAUGGAAAAAAUGUACACAAGCAAUGUAAGCUAAAGCAGUGCCAGGCAAGGAAUAUGUAGUGGCUUUGUUAUAACUGCUGAAAUAGUGUGUAUUUAUAUUUUUGUAUUAUGUAUUGAAUUACAAUGUCAUUCUUUGAAAAUGUUUAAAAUGAGUGAAAUACUAA
Messenger RNA from Carassius gibelio (silver crucian carp), 961 nucleotides. RefSeq names its product protein Mis18-beta. Gene Ontology annotation, biological process: CENP-A containing chromatin assembly; chromosome segregation. The transcript is spliced from 5 exons. The coding region runs from base 109 to 831 and encodes 240 amino acids. Gene Ontology annotation, cellular component: nucleus; chromosome, centromeric region; chromatin. The record is from RefSeq and is a predicted model, not a curated record. Lineage: Eukaryota; Metazoa; Chordata; Actinopteri; Cypriniformes; Cyprinidae.